Messenger RNA from Drosophila albomicans, 7837 nucleotides. RefSeq names its product ras GTPase-activating protein raskol (gene raskol). Bases 1040 to 7408 code for a protein of 2122 amino acids. The record is from RefSeq and is a predicted model, not a curated record. Gene Ontology annotation, biological process: regulation of GTPase activity. Lineage: Eukaryota; Metazoa; Arthropoda; Insecta; Diptera; Drosophilidae. The transcript has 6 exons.
AGUGAAGCGGGAAGAAUACGACAAAUACUACGCGACGACCACAAACAAGAAGAAGAAGAACGCCUCAAUGCGUUUUUCUGUUUUGUGUUCUUUUUUUUUUCUUAAUUUUUUGUAUUGCGUUUUCGAUAUUGUUGUAAUUGCAUCUUCCUUUUCCGUUUGUCGCGUUACUUUUUAACUAACUGCAUCUAAGAUAUUGUUUUAAAGUGUGUGUUGUUUUUUUUUUAAUCCAAAAUUUGUUAAUGGUGUGAAUUGAUCCCAGAAAUUUGUAGGGAACGUAAUAAAAGUGUACAUACACAUGCAUACAGCAAUAACAUUGAUGUGUGUAUGAGUGUCGCAGUGGUUGCAUGCAUCGAAACGCAGCGAAUGUGAUGCAAAGUCGCGAUAAAAUAACUGAAAACAACAACGACAACAACAGCAAUUGCAAUUGCAAACUGCAACUGGCGACAACGACGCGUGAAAAAACUAAGAAAACAGAAGAAAAUAAAAUAAAACGUUGGCUCGCAAACGCGGAAAUGCACUUGAGCGCAUAAUUUUUAUAAGCCAAGCGACACCACAAGAAACAGAAACAACAGCAGCAACAACAACAACAACAAUAAUAAAAACAAAAGCAGCAACAACUACAAAAAUAUACUACAGAAAGAGAAAUAAAGAAAUUGCUUGUCAGCAAAUUGCAGCAGCAGCAACAGAAGUACAAGAAGCCACAACAAAUAUACAAACCACACACACACACAACACACAUACAUUUAAAUACCUGCACACACAGACACGCUGUGUGCUCUCUUCCUGUGACGCGGGCGUCUGUCUGUCGCUGUCCUUGUCACACUGCAGUGUGUUAGUGCGCGCGCGCGCCUUUGCCUAUGCGAGUGUGUGUGUGAGCGAGAAAGGGAGUGCGUGCGUGCAUUAAACGAGAGAGCAAAAGCAAACAAAAAAGAGAGUACAAGCAGUGAGCGCGUGUGUGUUUGUGUGUGAUGAUGAGCGAGGCGCCUGAGCAGCAGACGCAGUAAACGCAAAAUAGCACAAUUAAAACGAAGCGCGCAAAAUGUUGCAGGCGCAUAGCGACGCCAGCAGCACAACAACAACUACGACAACAGCAUUAACAAAGAGCCAAAGCAGCGCGGACAGCAGCAACAGCGAUUGCGUCGCGUCAGUAGCAACGCCAGAGGAGAAGUCGCAACGUCGACGCUCCACGUUCUAUGUGCCGCUGGUCAUAGAGGACGACGAAAACGAUCACAAUUCGAAUCACGAGCAUCAGCAGCAGCAGCAACCACAACUGACGUCACACGGCGGCAGCAACAGCAGCCUAAGCAGCGGCAGCAAGUCUGCCUCGCUGAAAAGCGGGGGCGGUCUAGGAGGAGGAGGAGGCGUCUCCAAAGUGAGUGCCUUGUUUGGUGGCAGCAAAAUGUCGCCACCUUGCGGCUUCAAUUGGAGCAUCAGCGGCAGCGAGGCAGCCGCGCAAUAUUCCGAUUCCGAUGAUGAGGAACAACAGCAGCAUCAGCAGCAACAAUUGCAGCUGCAACAACAGCAGCAACGCCAGGUGGCUGCUGCAACGCCCGCUGCCAAGCUGAAACGUUACGGCAUUGUGUUGAACGUGAUCAGUUUAAACGGCAGCAGCGGCCACGAAGAUGCCAGCAUAGAACCAACAACUGUUGUCGAUGUCGCCUCGGAUAGCAGCAGCAACAAAAGCAGCAGCAACGCGAGGUGCGCACCUCGCACACACUUUAAUGAAGAUAACGAUAUUGUUAUGGCCACGCCGCCUAAACAGCAGGCGCUCUCCCUCUCGCCCGCUCACUCGCGACAGACGUCAGCGGCGACGUCGACAUCGACGUCGACGUCAACGGUGACUGCGAAUGGGGGAGACGACGAUGAUGACUCAGAGAUAAGCCGCAUGCAGACAAACACCUCCACGCCCAUCAAACUAAUGAAAUCGCGUUCGCGCACAAAUAUUCUCGCCGUGCCGUUGCCCAGUGUCGAGCGCGGUCUGGCCACGGCAACAACUCCGGCAACAGCAGCCGCAACAUCGUCGCCAACAUCGCGCACAACAACAACACUGAUCACGCUGCGCGCCAAGUCGAAAACAUUGCCGCAGAAUCUGUCGCCAUCGGUGGCAUUGCGUGAGGCAGCAGCCCUCGAUGACAGUGCCACAACCGCAGCGGCAACUGCAACUAACAAUUACUUGAACAACAACAACAACAUCAAUAAUAGCAGCAAGCAACGUCAGCUGUUCGGAGGUAGUCAGAGUAAUUUCGGAACUAGUUCCAGUUCCAGUUCGCCAUACAAAUUGCAGAGCAGCGCCUCGGCUGCUUCGAUCAUUACGCACAGUUUUCCGCCUAAGAAUUUAUUCCUGCUGAAAUCGACACCGAAACUGGCAGCGGAUGCUGUUGCUGCCACAACGUCACCAAAGUCCUCGCACGUGCCACAAACACCCGCUGCUGCUGCUGCUGCUGCCAACAUUGUCUCGCCGCCAAAGAAAUCGCUGAGCUUUAUACGACGUGCGCAUUCCACAAAAUUAUCGCGCAGCAAUUCGCUGCUGAAAACAAUUGGUGGCGGAGGAGCUGCCACUGCUGGUCAAUCAAUGCAACACGUUGGCAUGCAGUCCUCACACCACCACCAGCAACUGCAACAGCAGCAACAUCAUCACUACUCCGCCUUAUCCGCGUCGAGUAGCUGCGCCAGCGACACCGGGAGUUGGGGCAAGCAUUUCUAUCAGAGCUACGAUGUUUGCCCCUUGGGCCUGGACGAGUUGAGCGCCUAUUUUCAGACGGAUCACUGCGAGGAACUGAUCUGUGAACGUUUCAUGAUCAAGGAUUUGAUGCUGCACUCGACAAGUGAAGCGGCAGCUGCAACGGCAGCUGAGGCAUCCACACUGUCAACGGAUAAGCAGCCGGGAGGCGAUACAACAGCAACGGAAGAUGAUGCGGGACAUCAUUCUGAUACUUCAUAUGAGAAGGCCUGUCGCCGCGGCUCCGCACCCACAACGCCCAUUCUGGGCAGCAAACAGCAUCAGCCGGAACAUAAUGCGGCCUCCCGCUUCACCAACUUCUUUAGCAAGAGAACGAAUCCCCUGAAGCGCACAAAAUCGGUGACCAAAUUGGAGCGCACCAAGCGCGGCUCGGGCGGAUUACGCGGCUCGCGUUCACACGAGAGUCUGUUGUCCAGUCAUGCGGUGAUGUCCACCAUAGAUCUGUCGUGCAGCGGCGCUGUGGGCGUGGCACCCGUGCACCAAUCGGUGCUGGGGCGUCGACACUGCUUCCAGGUGCGCGGAGGUCCGCGAGGUGAACGCUAUUAUUCAUGCGGUUCGCGGCAAGAACGCGAUCUGUGGAUCUACUCGCUGCGCAAGUCGAUAGCACCGAAUGCGGAGCACACACGACGCACCGACAACUCGCUGAAGUUGUGGGUCUAUGAGGCGAAGAAUCUGCCUGCGAAGAAGAAAUACUUUUGCGAACUGCAGCUGGACAAAACCCUCUACGGCCGGACGAGCGUGAAACUCCAGACGGAUUUGCUGUUUUGGGGUGAAUACUUUGAUUUCCCCGACAUACCCGAGAUCAAUGUGAUCACGGUGAAUGUGUUUCGUGAGGUGGACAAGAAGAAGAAACGCGACAAAUAUCAAUUCGUUGGCUCCGUGAAGAUCCCCGUACACGAAGUGACGUCCCGUCUCAUCUGCGAGGAUUGGUAUCCGAUAAUGAGCGAGAAGGCAAGCGACAGUCUCGGUCGCGGUGGCCUAAGCGGUGGCACUGGCAGCGGCAAGGACAAGGAACGCGAAGUGUUGCCCACGCUGCGGAUCAAGUGUCGCUUCCAGAGCACCGACAUAUUGCCCAUCAAUGUGUACGGCAACUUUCUGGGCUACCUCAAGGAGAACUACAAACGGGUGUGCGAAACCCUCGAGCCGGUGAUUGGCGUCAAGGCCAAGGAGGACAUUGGCCAGGCCUUAGUGUUGCUGAUGCAUGCCCAGGGAUUAGCUGGCGCUUUCCUCACCGAUGUGGUUGCGCUCGAUCUGUUGCGGGUGGGCGAUCAACGGUUGACGUUUCGCGGCAACUCGCUGGCCACCAAGAGCAUGGAGGCGUUCCUCAAGCUGACGGGCGAACAGUAUUUGCAGGACACACUCUCCGCUCCGAUCAACGAGUUGAUUCAAUCGGAACGCGACUGCGAAGUGGAUCCCACGAAGACGAGCGGCUCGUCGGCGGGUUCACUGCAACGGCAGCAGGCGGCAUUGCGGGGCGCUGUCCGCAAUGCGUGGCAAUGCAUUUACGAGUCGCACAAACAUUUCCCGCCGCAGUUGCGCGCCUGCUUUGCCACGUUCCGCGAGCGGUUGCAGCAACUAGGUCGCCAGGAUAUGGCCGACAAUCUGAUCUCGGCGAGCAUCUUUUUGCGCUUCCUCUGCCCGGCGAUACUGUCGCCAUCGCUGUUCAACAUCACCAGCGAGCUGCCGUCGGCGCGUGCCACACGCAAUCUGACGCUGGUGGCAAAGACGCUGCAAACGUUGGCGAAUUUCACACGAUUCCAGGGCAAGGAGAACUUUAUGGAGUUUCUCAACGAUUUCCUCGAACAGGAGGCGUCGCGCAUGCAGCAAUUCCUCGAGUACAUCUCGACACGUCCGGAGCACGCAACACCCGAUUCCAUACUCGACUGGGCCGGCUACAUCGAUCAGGGCAAACAGUUGUCAAUACUGCACAGUUUGCUCAGCGAGAGUCUGGCCAAGUUGCCGGAGGCGCGUCAGCAUGAACUCGAUCCGUUGCAGCACAUCCUUGACGACAUCAGUCGGGCCAAGGAGCUGUCAUCGGGUGGUCAUGCCCUCGGCUCUGGCUAUCUGCCCACUGUGAUGUCCACGCACUCGAUUGCCAGCGAGAAUCAGGAGAAUCGUCAGCCUUCCGAUGGCAUGCAUCAGUCGAUGUCCGGCAUGGGAAUGGGACACGGACACGGCCAUGGCCUGGGUCAUGGAAUGGGCAUUGGCAUGGCGCCCAGCAGUUCGACCACAUCGUUGCAUCCACAACAGCAGCAGCAGCAGCAGCAACAACAACAGCAGCAACAGCUGGCGCAGCCACAGCAUGCGGUGGUCAGCAAACCGGUGCCCGCCGAGCGUGGCAUUAUGCGUGGCGUCCUCACGCCCAGCGCCCUCGAGAAGAACAUCUUUCGGUACAAUGAUCCCACGGUGAAUGCUCGUCUGCAGCAGCAGCAGCAACUCGAUGUGCAUCACCAGCAGCAGCAACAGUUGCUCUCGAAUUCACAGAGCUCGAUUGCGGCAGCAGCAACUGGAGGCAGCGGUGGCUACAUGAGUUCCCCGGUGCUGCAGCAUGCGCAGUCGCAGAGUUCGAUGGCCUCUUCGUCGCUGAACGGCAGCAGCAGCAAUCUGCUGAUGCAGCCACAUCCCGCCCAGCAACAGCAGCAGCAGCAACAUUGUCCGCCCGCGCCACAAACAAGCGCUGCCAGCACGAUGGAGCGCAUGGAGCGUUUGGAGCGACUCGGACAGCAGAGCUAUCAGUAUGUGGUCAAUGGCAAUGGCAAUGGUGGCAGCAAUGACUACGAAUCCUCGACAGCGGGAUCGCGUGCACGCACCUUGCCACGCAACAACAACAACAACGCGACGACGACGAAUGGCAACAGCAAUGCGAACAACAACAAUGCGUGCAACAACAGCAUACAGAGCGGCAGCUACGAUGACAUGCAUGGCGAGUUCAUACAGAUCUCUGGCCUCGACACGAGCAGCGCCUUUGUCCGCAAAUCCCCCACGCCCCUGAUGAAGGCAAGUGGCGGGGGAGGGGGCGCAGCAGCAGCAGGUGCUGGCACGCGGGGCGGCAACAGCACACGGAUCAAUCGUCACAAUCUGAACCUGAAUCUGGGCAUACCGGAUCACUCGGGGCACAAUUAUGCGACGCGUGCACCGCUCAAUCCCAACUCGAAUAUGCCCAAGAAUCUGGAGGAUCUCGACGAUCUGUUCAAGUAUGCCGAGGAGCACGAAGUGAUUGCUGCCGAUGCACAGCUGCCAGCUGGUGGCAGCAACAAUCAUGUUGUCGCGCAGAGCAGCAAGCAACAGUUGUCCGCAAAGAGCAGCCACUGCAGCUCGGGCUACCAAAGCAUUUCCACCAAUCCCUCGCCCGCACAAUCCUCCAGUCCCGUCGAGGGUCAACAACAGCAGCAACCACAACAACAACAACAGCAGCAACAGCAACUGAAGCUAGGCGCACCGCUCGCCUUUAAGAAUCCAUCGUAUCAGCUGCAGAGCAGCAACUGCAGUGGCAUGCCACAGCAGACGCCGUCCUCCUCCUCAGCGGGCAGCAGUCGCGGUCCGGCGACGCCGCAACAGUUUGGCGGACGUGCGAAACCCUUGGGCGCCGGUCUGGUUGCAGCCCGUGCCGCGUUCCUCAACAGCGGCGGCACCUUGGACGCAGCCACGCUGACGCCCAGCUCCUCGGACGAACAGCUCUCGGCGGACAAUUAUUACAGCUAUGCGGCGGCAGCGGCAGCGGGCGCCAAUGUCACCGGCGGCAAACUGGAGGCGCAGCGUUCGCUCAGCGGCGGCAGCAGCUCCUCGAACUCCAAUUCGGGUAAACCGCAUGCUUACGGGCGCUUGAAUGGACCGCUGAAGCGUGAGGAUGUCUACGGCAGUACAGUGAACAAUGGGGGUGGCAUAAAUGUGGUGGGCUACGCAAUGUCCACAUCGCAUCAUCUUCACCAGCAGCAACAGCAGCAGCAGCAGCUGACACAUCAUCAACACCUUCAGCAGCAGCAGCAACAACAGCAGCUGCAGCUGGAGCACAAGCAAUAUGGCAGCAGUGGGGCAAGCAGCACUGGUGGCGCCUCCACGACGGCGGUGGCACAGCGUCGCCUCAGUCUCGACUCGGCGCGCACGCUCUCGGACAGCAGCACCGACACUGAGGGUCAUUGCAAUCAGCUGCAGGAGGGCAAACGACGGCGACAAUUGCGCAGCAGCGGCGGCGGCGGCGGCGCCUCGGAAUCGGGUCUGGGCAAGGGCUACGAUCAGAAUGGCGAGAUACAGCUGCUGCAGGAGACGCUCGACACGCUGCGUCACACGCUCGAUCGCGACGAGGCCGAGUUGCGUGAUUCCAGCGAUGAGCUGUUCGCCUUGCAGCGUCCUGGCGGCGCUGCCAAUGGCAAUGGCAUCGGCAAUCUUAGCCAGCAAUCGGAGUCAACCAUGCGCAGCAUUAUUGACAGACUCAUCACCAUGGAGGAAGAGCUGCGACGCGAGCAGCUGAAAAUGUCAUUGGCCCUGUCGCAUAAGCAGCGUGUCAUCGAGGAGCAGGGACAACAGAUUGCAGCGCUAGACGCAGCCAACAGUCGACUGCUGAGCGCCUUGACUGCCCUGCGACAGCGCUACGAGACGCAACAGCAGCAGCAGCAGCAACAACAGCAGCAGCAACAGCAUCAAGCACCAAAGAACCAGAAGCCACAGUGAGCGGUUGGACGGACGGACAAACGGGCAAACAGGAGUUGAAAGCAGCUCCUUUGUGCCUCACACACACACACACACAUCAACAAAUACACACGUUGUAGAGACGCCGCCGUGUCGUCGAUUUAUUGAUAUAAGAUCAUUUUUUGUUUAUUUUUUUUUGUGUCCAAUUUUUUUUCCUAUGCUACAUAAAUUAUGAUACAUGUUUAAUAUAUAUACACAUAUAUAUAUAUAUAUAUAAAGAAUAAUAAUAAUACAUACAUACAUAUGAUAAUGAUAUACAAAUUUCUCAAGCUAUGUUUAAAAACAAAUACAAAAUUGCAACUGUUGCUGCAGCGGCGGCAACAGCAGAAGCUUAUGAUUGUAAACUGAAGAAAUCAUGAUGAUGAAACAGAUGCAGAACAAGUUAAGUUAAUGAAUAAAAUUAUAACCAAA